Messenger RNA from Myodes glareolus (Bank vole), 3292 nucleotides. NCBI's taxonomy places the organism in Eukaryota, Metazoa, Chordata, Mammalia, Rodentia, Cricetidae. The record is from RefSeq and is a predicted model, not a curated record.
GAUCACAUGUGUGUCAGUGGGAAGGCUAACCAUGGAUCUAGUCUUGGUCUUAGUGCUCAUUCUGACAUGUCUGCUUCUCCUCUCACACUGGAAAUGGAGUUCUAAGAGAGGGAAGCUACCUCCUGGACCUACUCCUCUGCCAAUUAUUGGCAAUAUCCACCAGAUAAAUGUAAAAAAUGUUCACCAAUCCUUUACCAAUUUCUCUAAAAUCUAUGGCCCUGUGUUCACUUUAUAUUUGGGCAUGAAACCCACUGUGGUAUUGUACGGCUAUGAGGCAAUAAAAGAAGCUCUCAUAGGUCAUGGGGAGGAAUUUAAUGGAAGAGCAAGAAUCCCAAUUUUUGAUAUGGUUUUAAAAGGCGGUGUUGCUUUUAGCAAUGGAAAGGCAUGGAAAGAAACAAGGCACUUCUCAUUCACAACCCUGAGGAAACUGGGCAUGGGGCAAAGGAGUAUUGAGAACCAUAUUCAAGAGGAAGCACGGUUCCUUGUAGAGGAACUCAAGAAAACCAAUGGUUCACCCUAUGAUCCUACCUUCAUCUUGGCCUGUGUUCCCUGCAAUGUCGUCUGUUCCAUUAUUUUCCAAAAUCGUUUUGAAUAUAAAGAUCAGGAUUUUGUUAGCUUGUUGGAAAAACUGAAUGAGAACGCUAAGAUUCUGAGCACUCUCUGGGUGCAGGUUUGCAAUAUUUUCCAUGUUCUGAUUGAUUAUUGUCCAGGAAAUCAUAACACAUUGUAUAAAAAUUUUACUUGUCUUCAGAAUUACCUUUUGACAAAAAUAAAAGAACACGAGAAAUCAUUGGAUGUUACCAACCCACGGGACUUUAUUGAUUAUUUUCUAAUUAAAGAAAUGCAGGAAAAUCGCAAUCCACAAUCAAUAUAUACACGUGAAAACCUGAUAGGAAUGUUGACUGAUAUGUUUGUUGGUGGGACAGAAACAAUAAAGGCAAACUGAGAUAUGCUCUCCUGCUCCUACUGAAGCACCCACAUGUCACAGGAUCCUUCACCAUCAUGGAAAUAUAAACCAUAAGUAUUUUGAGAUUCCAUCUAUACCUGUUAGAAUGUCUGAUCAAUAGCACAAAUGACAGCUCAUGUUGGCAAGAAUGUGGAGCAAGCUGGAUGCUCCAACAUUGCUGGUGGGAGUACAAACUUUUAAAUCCUCUAUAGAAAUUAAUAUCCAUGUUGCUGUGAAUAUUGUUAAUCAAUCUACCUCAAGAAACAAAUUUGCCUCUGAUGGGCAUAUACUCAAAAAGAUGAUCCACCCUACCAAAACCACACUUGUACAACAAUGUUCAUAGAAGUUGUGUUUAUAAGAUCCAUGAACAGGAAAAAAUAAAGAUUGCCCCUAAAAAUUGUCUCUAAAUAUUAUAUCAUGAAAUUUGCAAGCAAAUAGAUGCAACGAGAAAAAAAAAAUCAUUCCAAGUAAGGUAACCCAGGCUCAGAAAAGACAAACAUGAUAUCUACACACUUAUAAAUUGAUAUUAAUUAAUGGAUAACUGUUAAUACACAGAUCCAGAGAAGCAAAGUCAAGGGAAAUACAUGGAUCAGCCUGGGAAGAGAGGUAGAUUUGGUGGGUACAGAACACCAUUGGGAAUAGGAAAAGGACGGAUCAUGUACAUGAGGGUGAUGGAAGGAGAGUAUAUGGGGCAAGAUGGCUGAAAUUUGCCAGCUUUGGGGGUUCAUUGUGGAAACCUAGUACAGGGGAAAAUCCCUAGAAUCUAUAAGUAUAUUCUUAGGACCCCUAAUAAUAGGGGCUAAGGAGCCUAAACCAUUCAUCUUCUGUUAGCAGUCAGAGCUUCCAGUGAGGGACUAGAAUACUAGCUGGGCCACAAAACCUUUGACCAACAAUUUGUCCUACCUACAAGAUGUUAUGGGGUAAUGAUAACUCUGAACUUGUGGGAGUGGCCAACCAAUGACUUGUCUAAUUGAGGCCCAUGUCAGGAGAGGAGACCCAAGUCAAAUGCUGCCUGGAUGGAUGCACAGGAAACAAGAGUUAAAUGACCCAGAGACCUAGGGUAGAAUGAAAGAGAAUUGACAAAAAAAUAAAAAAUAAGAGAUGAUUUUUAAUGAUAUUCUGCUACAUAGAUAGAUCAGUUGUCAGAGAGGCUACUUCUAGCAGUUAAUGUGAACAGAUGCAGACGGACAGUGAAACAUGAGGCAGAGUUUUGUAAAUCUUGUGGAAGAGGAGGAGGGAGGAUGGUAGGAUUCAGAGGAGUCAUGGAAGCCAGGAGAACACAGCCCACAGAAUUAGCUCAGGAGGGCUGAUAGGGGCACACAGAGACUGAAGCAGCCAUCAUGGUGCCUACAUGGGCCUGCAAUAUAUUCUAUGAAAGUAUAGAUUGGUUGUUUAUCUUGGGUUUCUAGUGGAGCUCCAAACACUGGCAGUGCAGUUAUCUUUGGCACAUUUUCUUGUUUGUGGUACACUUUUCCUCCUAUUAUGUUUCAUCUUCCUGCUUUGAUAUGGGGAUUUUUGCAUAGCAGUAUUGCAUCUUGUUAUCCCUUGCUCAGUUGACAUUUCUGUGAGGCCUGCCUUUUCUGAAGGGAAACAGAGCAGCAGUGGAUCUGAAAAAGAGAGUAGACUGUGGGACUAAGGGGAUUGGAAGGAGAUGAGGAUGCAGAAUAUGAAAGAAGAAUAAAUUUAAAAAGAAAAUUAUAUUGCUUCCUUUCGUGUUCCAUUAGUUCUGUUCCCUUGGAAAACAGCAUCCAUUCUGCUUGUAUAUGUGUGUUUAUACAAUAGACAAUACAUGUGAGAAGAGACCAUUCCUUUGUUCACCUGUAGGAAUGCAUCUAUAUCUGAAUUCUGUCCAUGAGAAAAACCAGUUGAUGUUUGUGUGUCUAGACUUUGUGUUCCAUCAUGAAUGAGUUCCUGUAUUAUUACAUACAGUACAGCUCUCCACAUGAUAUCAUGACCCAUGUGACUUAUAUAAAGCAACUGAUAAACUAGAGAAACAGGUGUUGAAACACCCAUGGCCAAGUGUGCAGGGAAAGGGAACAGACUCAGAAGGAUUACUAUCAAAACCUAAGUGCUGACUUCAAAUUCAGUAGGGCCACAUUAGCCAUAUCACUGUGGCUUGUCUCAGACUCCACCCUGUUCCCUUCAUAUUCUGUCUGUCGAAAUGUCCCCGAUCUUCUUUGUACCUACUUUAUGGAGCCAUGAUAUCUUUGUAACUUGGUGUCUUUGUGUGAGUUGUUUGCAGGGAACGACCAUAAUAACAUCACUAUCAUCAGUGUUGUAUGACAGUAACGAAUUCCCCAAUCCAGAGACGUUUGAUCCUGCUCAUUUUCUGGAUGCAAAAGGAAA